Molecule: messenger RNA, 4847 nt
Organism: Xenopus laevis (African clawed frog)
Lineage: Eukaryota; Metazoa; Chordata; Amphibia; Anura; Pipidae
Gene: gfpt1.S
Product: glutamine--fructose-6-phosphate transaminase 1 S homeolog
Exons: 19
Coding region: 151-2196 (681 amino acids)
Source: RefSeq, a predicted model, not a curated record
AGGGACGAACGGGGCGGUCGGAGUGACGUCAGGGGCCGGUUGAUGGUCCUUAUGUAGGGUAGGUGAGGCAGCUCAGGCAGCUCGGGCAGUGUGUGGCACAGUGAGAUCGCUCCCAUUCACAGACACUUCGUUACAUAUACAGAGGGCAGGAUGUGCGGAAUCUUUGCUUACCUCAACUACCAUGUGCCACGCACCAGGCGGGAGAUUCUAGAAAGGCUCAUCAGAGGCCUCCAGAGACUGGAAUAUAGAGGAUACGACUCUGCAGGAGUGGGUAUUGAUGGCGGCAAUGAAAAGAACUGGGAGAACAACUCCAACCAAAUCCAACUCAUCAAGAAGAAAGGCAAAGUUAAGGCCUUGGAUGAAGAAAUCAACAAGCUUGAGGACAUGGAUCUUGACAUUGAAUUUGAGAUCCAUUUGGGCAUUGCACACACUCGCUGGGCUACACACGGAGAGCCAAGUCCCACAAACAGCCAUCCUCAGCGCUCUGACAAGAAUAACGAGUUCAUUGUCAUUCACAAUGGCAUCAUUACCAACUACAAAGACCUGAAGAAGUUCUUGGAGAGCAAAGGCUACGAAUUUGAGUCUGAAACAGACACAGAAACCAUUGCCAAGCUGGUGAAAUACAUGUAUGACAACAAGGAAAGUGAUGAAAUCAGCUUCGCCACCUUGGUAGAACGUGUUAUACAGCAGCUGGAAGGGGCUUUUGCACUUGUAUUUAAAAGUGUUCAUUUCCCAGGACAAGCAGUGGGGACCAGGAGGGGCAGCCCACUCUUGAUGGGGGUACGAAGUGAACAUAAGCUGUCCACAGAUCACAUUCCCAUCCUGUACCGUUCAGGCUUGGAAAAGAAAGGGAGCUGCUCUUUGCCCAGGCAUGAUAGCACCACCUGCCUGUUCCCAGUGGAGGAGAAAGCAGUAGAAUAUUUUUUCGCCUCAGAUGCCAGCGCUGUUAUUGAGCACACCAACCGCGUUAUCUUCCUGGAAGAUGAUGAUGUAGCUGCAGUGGUGGACGGCCGGCUCUCCAUCCAUCGUAUUAAGCGAAAUGUAGGGGAUCACCCAGCUCGCGCUAUCCAGACUCUGCAGAUGGAGCUGCAGCAGAUCAUGAAGGGAAACUUCAGCUCUUUUAUGCAGAAGGAAAUCUUUGAGCAACCAGAGUCUGUUGUCAAUACCAUGAGAGGCAGAUUGAAUUUUGAUGACCUCACAGUGAAUCUGGGAGGACUUAAGGAUCACAUUAAAGAAAUCCAGAGAUGUCGACGUCUGAUUCUUAUUGCCUGCGGAACUAGUUACCACGCUGGAGUUGCUACGCGCCAGAUACUGGAAGAGCUGACAGAACUGCCCGUCAUGGUGGAACUAGCUAGCGACUUUUUGGACAGGAACACACCCGUUUUUAGGGAUGACGUGUGCUUUUUUAUCAGCCAAUCAGGUGAGACUGCCGAUACUCUGCUUGCCCUCCGCUACUGUAAAGAGAGGGGUGCCCUGACUGUGGGUGUAACAAACACUGUGGGCAGUUCCAUCUCCCGAGAGACAGACUGUGGGGUACAUAUCAACGCUGGGCCUGAAAUUGGUGUGGCCAGUACAAAGGCCUAUACUAGCCAGUUUGUAUCCCUCAUAAUGUUCGCCCUGAUGAUGUGUGAUGAUCGGAUAUCCAUGCAGGAGAGACGCAAGCAGAUCAUUAAUGGCCUGAAAAUCUUACCAGACAACAUUAAAGAAGUGCUUAGCCUGGAUGAUGAGAUUCAGAAGCUGGCAUCUGAAUUGUACCAGCAGAAAUCUGUCCUUAUUAUGGGCCGUGGAUUUCACUACGCAACCUGCAUGGAAGGAGCUUUGAAAAUUAAGGAGAUCACAUACAUGCAUUCAGAGGGGAUCUUGGCAGGAGAGCUAAAGCAUGGCCCAUUGGCCCUGAUAGACAAGCUUAUGCCAGUCAUCAUGAUCAUCAUGCGGGAUCAUUCCUACACCAAGUGCCAGAAUGCCCUGCAGCAAGUGGUGGCUCGUCAGGGCCGUCCAGUUGUCAUCUGUGAUAAAGAGGACACAGAAACCAUUAACUCCAUCAAGCGCACAAUAAAGGUCCCUCACACUGUGGACUGUCUGCAGGGAAUUCUGAGUGUCAUUCCUUUACAGCUCCUCGCUUUCCACCUCGCUGUGCUGAGGGGAUACGAUGUGGAUUGUCCAAGGAACUUGGCCAAGUCUGUGACUGUGGAGUAGAUUUGAUUCUGCCAAUCCCAAGAAGACACUUUUUACUUGUACAAUUUAUUUUUCUAAAUGCUGUUUUUACAUGUUGUAUUUAUGUUUCCUUCCCAUUCCCUGGUUUUUGAGUCUUCCUUGCCUGUCUCUUCACUUUUACCCUGUACAUACAGAAGCACAGUCUCUCCAGUGGACGGACUUGGAGCAUAUCAAUUGUAGUACACUUUUCAUCUCUAUUCAUUUGAACUGGCUCUAUGCCAGAACCAACGCUAACUCCUUCCUGUUGUGCCACAUACUCAACUGAUGUGGAGGACAUACGUUAUUGUUUGGAUCCUGCUUGCUCAACAAUGAUGAGGCUUAACUAGUAAGCUCUUAUUUUUAACUGGACAUUGAAGUUCAUUGGGGAAUUGAAGGUAUUUUAAUGUAUUUAACAUGAAGGACCUGCUAAUAGGUUUUGUUAUUGUGCUCUACACUUUUGGCAUUGUGAGAUUGUCGCUGUCAGUUUAAAAAUCCGAGCUGAAACCAGCUACUACAUCUUAUCCCCCCCCAUCUCAUUCUGACUACAUUCCAGAAAAUACUUUUAGACUAGGCAUUCCAAUCUGUUGCCCUCUCAGUUGUGUUGGACUGCAGCAUCCAUGAACAGUGUUGGGCUGUAGUUCAGAGGCUCCAGGGCCCCAGGUUGCCAAUUCCUGUUCAAGGGCAAUUCUUUUUUUUAAAUUUAAGUAGCUAAGGGCAAGUUGGUGUGCUGCUAUCAUCCACUGCUGGCUAGGUAAGCUAGGAGAUGUAGCUCAGAUGUUUGAUAUUAAGAUACAUCCGCUUUGCUUGUCAGUCAUUGCACAUUCAAUUGCACCAAACAUAUUUUCAUAGAUGCUGUGGAAACUUGAGAGGGGGGUUUCCAAUCAGUUCAGGAACAUUUCCUGGAAAGCCUGAUUUAAUCCCUCAAACAAGAAACUCUGCUGGACUUUACAGGGGGGUAACGACUGUUUGGACCGCCGUCUUUUUUUUUUUUUAUUGUCCUUGCAGAGCUAUAAAAGCCUUACACGAUCAUAUCUACUUGACUUGAGGUGCUCUGCAGGCUCUAGUGAAACCCCAUAACUAGAUACUGCAAAGGUUUAGUCCAACUCUUUCCACCUGUGUGUAGUACUCUCUUUCCAAUCGGGUCACACCAGCAUAUAAUUAACCAAUGUAGAAUAGGAUGGAGCACACGGUAGGCAGACGCUGUUGCAAUUAAAUUUUAUUCAGUCACACCAUGUUUCGGAUCUCCAUGGAUCCUUUUUCAAGUGAAAACUAAUUUGAAAAUUUCACUUGAAAAAGGAUCUACGCUGAUUCGAAACAUGGUGUGACUGAAUAAGAUUUAAUUACAGCAGCGUCUGCCUACCGUGUGCUCCAUCCUGUUCUACGUUGGUUAAACCCCAUAACUAUGCCUUGUUACUGCUUGAAAAUGAUAAUCUUGUUGAUUUUUUUUGGGGUGUACUUUGUGACAGUGUUCUGAUAAUCAUACUCUUUAUUUAUUUUUUAACAGCAUUUAACGGUUUGUGCUGGAGCUUGUAAAAUUGUGAACUUAAAGGCACACAUCUUGAGGGCAAUCGAGAGAGGUUAGAAAGUGGUGGCAGCCCAUCCAAGUGGAGCUCAUUAUCAAGGCUGUUGGCCAGUGGUUGCUCUGUGGGAAGGCUGAUAUUUUUAUGUAUUAAUGAAAGAAAAUGAAGAAUCUCGUUGGUCUGUUGACCUCUGCAUGUGGACCUUUUAUACUCAAAAAGAGAAUUGAGUAAAUGCUUAUUAGGGUAUCAGUUACAGACCCUCUCUUCUCCUAUUGGGAAAGCCAUUAUUCAGUAGAAAUGUGCAAUAUAAUUGAUGCGGGAAUUCCUGGCUGGUUAACGUUUCUUCUUUAAUCUAGAACCUAAGGCUCUGUUUGUGGGAUUUAUAGUUGACUCAUCUGCCAGUUUCCAAAAAGCAGAAACUCUGGGCCCAGGCAAGAUCUUAUCUUACAGGAAGGCUGGGGCCCAGUCUAGGUGGAGAGUAUGUAACUCAGGUCUUUUCAUUCUGCUGUUUUCAGUUGGUUGACAACUCCCUCAAGGGGAGUCUGAAAGUAACAAUUGAGUAACAGCUAGAAACAGGCCACAGGUUGGAUGCUCUGAUGCAUAUACUAAAGAUACCAUUGUUUAAUAAUAAAAUGUUAAUUUAGGGAGUAAUGCUGGGCUCUUACUGCCCUGGGAUAUUCUGUGCUAGUGUUCUCUCUGUCUGUAAAUUCUGGGCAGACAGACUCCUUAUAGUAGGAAAUGAAGGCUUUUUAAGGCUUAAGAAUGUACUACUCUGAAGUAUAAGAAAAAAUGUGAUGUUAUUCCCAAAUUCCCUCCCUCCUAUUUUGUAAUGAAAAUAAUAGUUCAUAUAAAUGUAUUGUUGAUGUCCAACCUGUGUCCCUGUGCCUGUUGCUUAGAUACAAGUUCCAGCAUCUUGCAAUGGCUGAGGCUAAGGGACGCUGGGAUCAGUAGUAAAGGGACUCAGGUUGGGCAUCCUUGCUGUAGAUCCUAUUCUGUUUCCAUGAGAUGGCUAAUAGAUCUGCCAAGGUUCUCCUACUGAUACAGGAGAUGUUUACAGAGGACCAAAGAUACGUAUAGUACUUACUGUAAAAUGCACCUCUGAAAUCUGUGAAAAUAAAACAAAUGUGUACAGUC